Molecule: messenger RNA, 4706 nt
Organism: Galleria mellonella (greater wax moth)
Lineage: Eukaryota; Metazoa; Arthropoda; Insecta; Lepidoptera; Pyralidae
Product: forkhead box protein L2-like
Exons: 4
Coding region: 65-730 (221 amino acids)
Biological process (GO): regulation of DNA-templated transcription
Cellular component (GO): nucleus
Molecular function (GO): cis-regulatory region sequence-specific DNA binding; DNA-binding transcription factor activity
Source: RefSeq, a predicted model, not a curated record
AAUCAAACACGCUCAGUGCAAUCGCGACUCCGCCCUGUAAAUACGUCACAUUUGUCAAAUAAAUAUGCCGGGCAAAUGUGACAGGUCGAAAUGGCGUCGCAAAAAAUGGUCAAAGACCGCCGACGACGAUAACGACUGCGCGAGCCUGGCCUGGCUCCUGAACUUUCGUCUGGACGAGUUCGUCAACGUUAAAGUGCCUGAUGAGGAACCGGCCGCGAAGAAGGAGCCGACGGUGAUGAUUCCUGACACUCCGCCCGCGCCACGGAAACCUCCGUACACGUACCCUGAGCUGAUAGAACGAGCGCUGCGGGAGAAAGGGGAACUGACUGUCUCCGCUAUAUAUCAAUGGAUAUCAGAUCGUUUUCCAUACUACAAAGCGAACGAUGAACGCUGGAAGAAUUCAGUGCGACAUAAUUUAUCAAUUAACCCGCAUUUCCGUAAAGGCGCCAGGGCACCGCAGGGCGCUGGUCACCUGUGGUCCUUAGCAGCCAACGCUAUAGAUUUACUGCCGUUGAGAAAUCAACCAGAUGAGGAUCGGACGAAGGUGACGCUGCCGCCGAUGCAUGAGGCGGUGAUGACGUGCCCAAAGGUCAUAGUUCUAGAUGAAGCAGCCAUUGCAGCCGCUAGCAUCAUAACCGAUCAAGAUUUGUUCUCUGGUGGUACACUGUUCCUAAAUCCCGUGUCGACGGAGCAAGUUGUUCGCGAGUGCGGGCUCAUCACAGUCGACUAGUGCCUUCGUUUGUGUCAAGUCACAACAAAAAUUGCUAAAACGGUUACAUUUAGUGUAUUCUGCGUCUGAAAGAAAAAAAAAAAAUAAAAGACUGGUAAUGUCGCAAACUCGCAUUCGGAUCUGGAAGGCGAAACUGAUCCUUGAAACAUGGGUUUUUUAUAUUUGCCUCAGAUGUUAGGGACUCCAUAGAUAUGUGUGCAGUUGAAUGAAAAAUAUCAUUAUUAUAUUAGCCUUUAACUGUCCACUGCUGAACAUAAACCUUUUCGGGAUGGGGAGGGGGGAAGUUGCCAAUAGUUGCCACCCUUGGCAGGCGGAUUGGCAACCGCAGUUAGGCUUUGAAGAUGUUUUAAGAGGCUGCUGCCUAACACUCCAUCAUAAGCUUCCUUAGUCGCCUCCUACGACACCCACGGGAAAAGAGGGAAGUGGCCUAUUCCAUGCGUGGGCUACACGGUGAAUGAGAAAUAUAAAGAUGUAUUAUUACAGAUUUUGUAGUUUUUCACAGUAUUUAUGAAACCAAUAUUAAAUAUAUUUGCUAUUGGACCAAUAUGCAUACUGACUGAAUGAUAAUCGGAGAUUGAUAGCUAAUAUGGAAAGUUAUACAAGUUCUGGUAAUAACAAUAGUAGUUUUACGCAAGAUAACACCUACUUCAGUAAAAUAUUCACAAUAAUUAGAUAUUGCUUUAUUGAGGUUUUGUGCAAAAGUCGAUUGCUUGGGUACCUCUGUCCCAUUCGUGUUUCAACCGUGAAGCAGCUGCGUUUGCAUGGCUGUGUUUCGGUUUGAAGGGUGGGACAUGGCGUGAAUUUGCUGGGUACAGAGGGAUAACAUCUGAUUAAUAACACCUGAGUCCACAGGAAUGGCAACGCAUGGAGGGUAUCAUGAGGGAAUCAGUAUACUCUGUUAUGUCCAUGGUACUGCUCAUGUCUAUAGGCGACGGUUACCACUUUUCAUCAGGUGGACCGUCAGCUUGAUUGCCAUUCUGAGUUGUAUAAAAUUUUUUUAAUAAAUAUUUACUUUGAAUCUGUACGCAGAGUAUACUUUAUUUUCGUAUCUUAUUGUCGUUUGAAAUGAUAUCGCAUUUCGGGUAGAUUUAUAUAAAGAAUGUCUUGACCUAGGUAUCACUAUUACAUAGAUAGAGGAAGUUCAUUCUGUUUUCGACUGGUCAUUUCUGAGAAGGCCCCAUCCCUUCUCAGAAAGACAUAUCGUCAGAGGGACAGGAUAUAUCCAUAGUGUUUAGAAAGUACUAUUACGUAUUAAUAUAUAUUUGGAUAUUAUCAUUAUAUAUAUAAUUAGAAAAAAGAGAAAGAGAUAGAGAGCGAGAGAGAGAGAGAGAAUGAGAGAGAGGGAGAAAGAGAGCGAGAAAAUUGUUUUUUUUUUCUACUACACAUAUGUUUGGAUAAUUAUAAUUUCACAUCAAGGUUUUAUUUACAUUGUCAGCUUGACAUUUUGUUUUUAUACAACUUAGAAUGGCAAACAAGCUGACGGCCCACCUGAUGGAAAGUGGCCGUCGCAUAUAGACAUGAGCAGUACCAUGUCUUAAGUCUUAAGUAUUUUUUAUAUAUUUUACCUAAUCAGUGGUCAGAUUUUAUCAGUGACCUCAACUUUGACGGUGUGAGCGGGAUUGAAAGAGUAGUCUAUCCUUCUUUAUCUCAAAUAUAAUGGUUUUGGUAAAUAAAGCACCAAAAAGUAACGAUCAAGAAAUUAACUUUUAAAUUUUUAAUAUAACUAGCGGCCCAUCCCGGCAUCGCACGGGUGAACAUUUUUAACAUUUCCCUUCACUGCUCUGCUCCUAUUGAUCAUAGCGUGAUGAAAAGUAUACUAUAACCUACCUAGCAGUAUGAAGAAUAAUUGUACCAAGUUUUGUUAAAAUCUGUCGAGUAGUUUUUGUUUCUAUAACGAAUAUACAGACAGACAGACAAAAAUUUUACUGAUUGCAUUUUUGGCAUCAGUAUCGAUCACUAAUCACCGCCUGAUAGUUAUUUUGGAAAUAUAUUUCAUGUACAGAAUAGACCUCUCUAUAGAUUUAUUAUAAGUAUACAUAUUAAUAUCACCAAAAUUGUAUAUAAUUUUAUCUUUCAAUAAUUUGUAAUAUGAAAAUUAAUCAGACUUUAAUGUAAUGUAUUGUAGAAUCUUUAUUAUACUUACUUUACAUUGGAUACAUUAAGAAGGUUUAAUUAUACAAUGGGGAACUUAUCCCGUAGCGAGCUCUCUUACAGUCAACCUUUGAAAAGCUGAAAGAAUGUUCGAAUUUGAUUUAAGUUCAUGUUUUAUUUUAUGAAGAUAAUUUUAUUUAUUUAUUUAAGGGCAACCAUCAAAGCAGAAUCAUUAAGUUAUACAUAUGUGCAAAGUCAUUUAUAUUAAGCACAUCUAAUAUGGAUACCGAUCUGAUAUCUAUAUAUUGGGUUUCUCUGUACUCUGAUGGAGGAAUGAAGGUCAUCAGCCAACUCAAUAUCGUUCACAUUGGUCGGAUAUCAACGAUAUUUUCGAAUAUGUUAAAAGUCCGCUAUCCAAUAUUAUUUUUUGGACAACAGACUUUGCCAUAUUCAUUAUAGGACCAAUACAUAGAUAUUGUAACUAAAAUAUACAGGUAUUGCUAGAUAUUACUCGCCCCUAAUUUAUAUGCAUGAUUUAUAAUAGAUCCGGCCAUGUUAAUAUAAAAUGUAAUAAAAACGUGCAACUGCUACAGUGCUCGACGGCGGUGGAACUUAUAUUUAAAUGUUAUUGUAACACAGAACACCUCAUGAAUACAGUUCUUUUAUUGCCACCGAGAAUAAUAUAGGUCUAGAAUAGUUUUAGAAAUACGAAGUGCCGAGCGCGGAGUUUCCAAAGGCUAAUGCAGAAUAAAUAAUUAAAUAUUCAGUGGAUCUGAGUGCACUGCGAUAACUUUGACUGUGAGAUACACUUAUUUUAUUUAAUAAAUAAUAUAAUAAUGCACAGAAUCGAGAAAUGAAAAUAGUAUUGUAUGCCAUUUAGCGUAUUGCAACUAAAUAUGUAUAUAAUGUGAAAGAAAAAUGUACCUGUACUGUUCCUGCACUAGAUUACCCGCAAAUCAAUUAUUUUCUGACUACACUGGGUUGGCUGGAAGAGAUCUCUUUUAGAGAUAAGCCCUCUCUUGCUAACAAGUUGUUAAACUAAUCGCUGUAUAUAUUGUUCAAGUGCAAUAAAGAAAAUAUAAAAUUAUGAAUUUGACGAUAUUACUCGAAUAAAAAGACAGUUCUUUAAUAACUUUAUCGGAUAUACUCGUACGUGCAUUCUGCGGAACACAAUCUGCUUCGCGGGCAAUCCAAGUAAAAGUCGGUUACGCACAAAUAGAAAAAUUGUGUUACAUCUUUUAUUUUCCUUUUUUUGGUAUAUAUAUUAUUUUAUCUCUUUUUUUUUUUUAUUGUGUACUAUAAAGCCAUAUCUAUGUUCAUGCGUGCAGUGCAAUAAAGUUGUUGGUUUACUAAGAAAUUUAAUAAUUGUUAAUUUAGCACUGCACGCACUAGGUCAAUAUAUCGCCCCACCAGUUUUGUAUGUCCUAUAUUUGUAUUUAGUACAUAAGAUAGUUUUUAUUUCUUAAUUUUGUCAGUUAUAACCGAGCUAUUGGAAAUAUACAUUUCAGCAGACCUCGUCGUCUCAAUACAACAUCGCAACAUAAAUCUAUGUCUGUUCUUAAUUUUGUGGUCUAUGUAAUGCAAAUAAAUUAUAUAUUUAUCUAUAAAUCUAUCUACAUGCCUAUUUUGUAAAGUGUCGCCGACGCUGUCAUUCUGCUGCAUUUGUGAAGCAGCUGUGUUUGCAUGGCUGCGUUUCGAUUUGAAGGGUGGGAUAUGGCGUGAAUUUACAAGGUACAGAGGAAUAACAUCUAAGUCCUGAAUAACACCUGAGUCCUCAGGAAUGGCAACGCAUGGGGGGUAUCAUGGGUGAAACAGCAUACUCUGUUAUGUUCAUGGUACUGCUCAUGUCUAUAGGCGACGGUUACCACUUUCCAUCAGGUGGACC